This is a messenger RNA of Gymnogyps californianus (California condor), 2529 nucleotides long. RefSeq names its product EF-hand calcium-binding domain-containing protein 12-like. Lineage: Eukaryota; Metazoa; Chordata; Aves; Accipitriformes; Cathartidae. Bases 1 to 2529 code for a protein of 842 amino acids. The record is from RefSeq and is a predicted model, not a curated record. The transcript has 16 exons.
AUGACAAACCUGGAAGCGCUGGUCACCAACAUCGAGCUCUGCAGCAAGACUGGCGGCUCCAGCGCGGUCACGUUUCCCACCCUCAAGAAGCUUUCCGUCAGCGAUGUCGUUGCUAUUUGGAGCAGCGUGUCUAAGCACGUUCGGCAACAGCUUCUGCAGAGAAAGCCUCAGGCUGUCAGCAUAACGGGACUGGGGACAUUUCAUAUUCAAAAAUGGCUCUCUUCGGAAAAUGGCGAGGUGCUCGCAUUUCAGAGACCCGUGUUUUCGCUGUCCAGGACUGUUGCACGGAUCCGUGAGCUGCAACAUGCUUCUGUACCUCUUCCUGGCGAGAUUAAGAAAGUGUCGGUGAACUACAAGAAGAUCCACUCGGAUGCCCCGUAUUCCGAGGAAGUCGUGCAGAACUGUAUGCAGGAGACCCUGAACUUUUUCUACUUCAUCCUAACAAACAGAGAAGACACGGACUUCAUUUUAAAGGAUGUUGGCACUCUUGCUAUCCGGGGAACAGAAGUGACAAUGGCAUUUUGCGAAGACUUUUUAAUAAGCCUCAACAGGUCGACAUACGUGGUACAGAAGUUGCUCGCUAAGAAAUGGGUCGUAUCGGACAAAGACGUUGCGCUCUCUCCGAGCCAUUUUGGCCGUGUCCACCAGUUUCCACAGUUUGAGAUUAGGACAGUGCCUCGGAGAGCUUCUCUCACAGCCGAAGAGAUAUGUACAGAAUUCGACAGUGUUUUGAGCCGCAUGGGGAUAAGAGAGGCUGUUUGUCACACAUUACGCCGCCUGCGAAGGGGCGUUUCUACAGACCGCUUAGCCAGAGCUGAGAUGGAGGAAGAAGCACAGGAGAAAAUGGAGGGACAAGGCCUUCCUGGCAGACUGUUGUCAAAAGGUGCAGGCACAGAAGGAAGGCAGCCCAAAGAAACUCCUUUCGAGAGCCCUGAAUUGCCAUUGCCUCUUUCUGAAGAACGCAGGCAGACGGGACAGAAAGGACAGUCUGUAUUUGGGCUGAACGGCAGGAGAAAACUGGAGGCAUCCAUGGCCAAAAGGAAGGAGAUAGAAGAGAACAGCAAAGCAGGAAGGGUCAUCUUGCCAGAACUGCCUCAACAGCAAGCUGGGAGAGAAAGCGACAAGAUGCAGAGGGCCCAGCUGCCCCAGGAGGAAGAAGGUAGCCUCAGCUCCCCAGAGACCACCUCUGAUACAGAAGAGGGUCUACAAACAGUGGAGGCUUGGACUGAGGCGAGGAGGCAGUUUCGAACCGAGCUGGAAAGCUUCGGGGACGUGGAAAAAUGGCUGACUCAAAAACCUUCCCUCAGCAAUCAAGAAGAAAGAUUCUGGCAAAGACUAAAGGCACGCAGGGCAGACAGGAGGGCUGCUGUCAAAUCAGCCGUGAGCGACAGCCCCGAUGUAAGUACAGAAAGCAGCCAGCCCUGGAAGAAGGGUAGCAUUCCCCUUGUUUGUGCACCAUACCCCCAGGCUCUUGUCACGCUGCAUAACCUCCUGCACAAAAAGAAGCUGAGGAUGGUGGACGUAUUCAAGAAGGCUGGUAUGGACGGGAGGAAGAUCCAGAGAGCAGACUUCAUUAAAGUCAUCAAGGAGACCAAAGUUCCCAUCAGCGAGAAGGAUCUGGAGGACGUGGUCAUCUUCUUGACUUCCUCAAAACCGGGGAAUUUUAUAAGCCCCAAAGAUCUGAUUGACUGUCAAAAGCAGUGGCUGGAAAUGAGGAAAGGACAAUCCCAAGAGACCAAAACAGGUGUAGAAGCUCAGUUCCAGAAGGCCACCUGCAAAACUGCCACUUGUCCACCUUCUGCUGGGGGCACAGCCAAAGGGAUGAAGCCUCACGCUCCUACCAAGCCCGAGAGAAAGUUAAUACACUUGGAAGUUCCACCAGUCAACACCGAGCCAGAACGACGACAUCUGAGCUAUGAUGAAAUGGAAGAGAUUGGAAAACUCAUGAGAGAGAGGAGACGGUGGGAGAAGAACAAAGACAGCCCCAUAGAACAGAAAGAAAAGUGCCGGCUGGUGAGAUCUGGGGAUGGCCCCAUUGAUGACCACUGCCUGCCGUCAACUGUAGAGGCUGACUUGGGAGAACUGGUUGACCGCUAUCGCAGGAAUGCCUUCAUGAGCUAUCUGAAGAGCUCCAAGCUGUGCACAGAGCGCAACGUUGACAUCACCGAGCCAACGCUGCAGAAAGCCCUGCUGCAUCCAGGAGACAAGAUCAUCAAGGUGGGAGAAGACAUAAGGAAGAUCAGGCAGCCCGGAGGAUACUACAGCACAGGAGGUGCUGAUGCUCCAUUACCUGGGAGCACCUCCAGAUCAGGAACUGCAGCUGGAAGCCAGGCCAAGGAGGCGGAAAAUAGGUUUGUUCAAAGAGGGCAUCUUCAGAGGAAUAAGAUGCAGAAGUCAAGCGACAAUAACUUCUGGCCAGGUCAUCUCCUGGACAAGCUAUGCCUUUACUUUCCUGAAAAGCAGCAUGACAGGGCACACGCCUUGUUCAGCUGUGUUCAUCCAACCAAGCCCGCCUACCAUGGCUUCUAG